UGCACUUGUGCAAACUGAGAGAGUCAUCACUUUGGUUAUUUUUUGUACCUAUGAUGUCUACAAAGGUGUGGAUAGUUGCGCCUCGUUGUGCCUGAGGGUUCUGCACCGGGCUUCGCAUGAAAUGAGCCAUUUUGCUCCCAGAGGAGUCGGGGGGUGCCCACCGAACUGGACGCCAUGGACGCGCUGGCCUUUGUGGGACCGAGCUUACCACAGCAGCAGUUGCUGCCAUCGGCACCACACAUUCGGGGAAGCCAGGCACCUUCGCCUCAGCCGUCCAGCGGUCUCAUUCCCUUGGCCUCUGCGGCCACUGUGUUCGUGGCUGCAAGGAUGAGGACCCGCCAGGUGAAGACGGUGAUGUAUGAGAGCCAAAGUAACGUCGAGACAACUGGCAAGUACACAAAGCUCGUGCAAGAGGAUCGGAUGAUCACCGUUGAGGAGUCCAACUUGCGCUACGCUGGCGCUGCUCUCAUCCUGCUCAUUGGCAUCUACAAGUAUGUGGGCAUGAUGUCUGCUGGGGUCUUCAACUACACCUCCAUCGCCGCCGACGCUGCGGCUGCUUGGGCGGUCUUCGAGUCAGGCCGCCAAUCUCUCUGAGGAUGCGUGCUCGCCUUACGCUGGAAUCUGGAUAAACCGUUCUCAAUGACUCAGCCACCUGCGGAGUACAAAGGCUUUCUGAGCAAGAAGAGGCUGCAGGCGCUGCAGCUGGGUGGCCCUUCCGCGCUGGUGGGCGCUUUGGUUGCCACGGUGGCGGCUGCAGUGAACGGAGAGCUGGCAGCCGUGGUUCCGACACUUCAAGGUUGCGGAGCCAUUGGCCUCAUCUCAGUCGUUAUCGCUCAGGUCGUGAAACGACUUGAAAAAUAGAGCCAUCCGGGUGGGUUGUGUCACAUGUGUAUGCUUCUAUUUGUUCGGUG
This is a messenger RNA of Durusdinium trenchii, 911 nucleotides long. NCBI's taxonomy places the organism in Eukaryota, Dinophyceae, Suessiales, Symbiodiniaceae. The record is from the annotation of a GenBank genome assembly.